Molecule: messenger RNA, 4340 nt
Organism: Manacus vitellinus (golden-collared manakin)
Lineage: Eukaryota; Metazoa; Chordata; Aves; Passeriformes; Pipridae
Gene: IPMK
Product: inositol polyphosphate multikinase
Exons: 7
Coding region: 1-1137 (378 amino acids)
Biological process (GO): inositol phosphate biosynthetic process
Cellular component (GO): nucleus; cytoplasm
Molecular function (GO): inositol-1,4,5-trisphosphate 3-kinase activity; inositol tetrakisphosphate kinase activity
Source: RefSeq, a predicted model, not a curated record
AUGGCAUUUCUCACCCUUCCAGGACAUCACAUUUGCUGUACUCUGAGCCGGGUGGAAGGGCACUGCAUACUGCAGCAUCCAGAUGGGACUGUCCUGAAGCAGUUGCAGCCUCCACCUCGUGGUCCCAGGGAACAGGAGUUCUACAACAAGGUUUAUGACCCUGACUGUUGUGACAGCAUUCUUCUGGAGCUGCGGAAAUAUCUGCCAAAAUACUUCGGUGUCUGGUCACCACCUACUGCACCAAAUGAUACGUAUCUAAAACUGGAAGAUGUGACCCGCAAGUUUAAUAAGCCUUGCAUAAUGGAUGUAAAAAUAGGUCAGAAAAGUUAUGAUCCGUAUGCUUCGGUGGAGAAGAUACAGCAGCAGGUCAGCAAGUACCCGCUGAUGGAAGAGAUUGGCUUUUUGGUGCUCGGCAUGAGGGUGUACCAUGUCUCCUCAGACAGCUAUGAGACACAAAACCAACACUAUGGAAGGAGCUUGACCAAGGAAACAGUAAAGGACGGCAUCUCAAAGUUUUUCCACAGUGGGUACUGCUUGAGAAAAGACGUGGUAGCUGCCAGCAUUCAGAAGAUUGAAAAGAUUUUGGAGUGGUUUGAGGGCCAGACACAACUCAACUUUUAUGCAAGCUCGUUGCUUUUUGUCUACGAAGGUUUGUGUCAGGCAACAACUGUGCGGUUGAGUGAUGUCACUUUGGUGGAGAAGAGAGGAAUGCCCAAAGGCCUGUUAUCAGGUGGAGAUGUAUUGGAGUGUAAUAAUAAUAUUCAUGUUAUAAAUUCUACAGAGAAUGGAAAAAUUGAAGCCUCUGUAAGUAAAGGCUUGUCCAAAUUUUAUGCACUUCACAAAAAGUCGUGCUCAAAGAGGCACCACAGUCAGCUCUCACUAAAGGUUGAAAACUUGGAGCAAGACAACGUGUGGAAAAGCAGCACGUGCAUUGCACAGGAGCACCUGAAUGGAAAUGUUCUACCCCAACUGGAAAAGGUUUUCUAUCACAUGCCAGCAGAGACCAAGGAAAGUGCAAACGUUGAGGUCCGAAUGAUCGAUUUUGCUCACGUGUUUCCCAGCAACGCAAAGGAUGAGGGCUACAUUUAUGGUCUGAAAAAUCUAAUCACAGUACUUCAGAGUAUUUUGGAUAACUAAAUUCUUUGCUAUGUUUUUUUUAUCGGGGCCAAUGAUAAAGAGCAACAACAUGAAGAAUUUCUGCACUUGUAAUGCUGUAUACUGGGUUUGUAUUGUUCUAUAUUUUAUUUGUCUUUGUACUUUUGGUAGAAGGGUUUAACUUUUUAUAAUUUCACUCAGGAAAAUAAUUGAUAGUUAAUUAGGGAGUGUGAAAGGAUGAAGAUACUUGAGAUAUAAAGCAGGAUAGAUAAAUGAAUAGAAUGAAGUGUAUGUGGUUGUCUUAAAUCCAAGGACAACCAGAAGCAAGGGUUAUGUUAGUUCCUAUAAUGACUUUAGCAUAGGUGACAUUUGCCCACUUAGCCUUGACACUGAGCCGCAUCUCCAUUAACAAAUGUUUAGAAAAUAGACUGAAAGCUGUAAGGUAGGUGCAGGAUGGAUGUCCUCAGCACUGCCUUUGUGUUUACUGUAUUUGAAUAACUGGAGUAACCCUGCUUGGAGAGAAAUCCCAUGCUGAGUCAGCAGCCUUGCUUGGAGCAUCGAAAAGUGCUUUUCCGUGUCACGGGAAGACAUUGCUGUUCUUUCAGCUCUCAUGGGGGCCUUUUCUUCCCCCACCGUGGGUGUCUGUAGCCAAUGUUCACCACUGAUGAUCAACCACAUAAUUUGUGUUGAGGUGCUAAGAAAAUGCUGGAGUAAAAUACCAUAACAGGCUUAAACUGCACAAUUUCUAGAGAAACUGUUAGUUCCUAAGAGAGAGCAAAAGUACGCAGAUGCAAAAUGUUCCAGCAAGUAAUUUGGUUUAGAAGAUUUAAGUCAGUCUGUUAACGGAGUGUCUGAUGCUUUGAUUAAGGGAAAUGCCUCACUCUGUUGUUCUCAUGGCCCUUCUCCAAAAACAUUGCUUCAAGAAGCAAACUAAUGGAGCAGAGGAACAGAGCGUUCUCAGUAAGCCCACAGAGAUCUCUGCUGGCCACUGGCCGCCGGCGUUUCUGCAACAGGCAUUUCACACUUCUGCUGCUGGGGAGCACGGAUUGGAGCCCUGAGCAGUACAGGCAAAGGACUCUCCUGUGGAGAUUGUUUGGCCCUGGAGCCACCAGCUGAGCCACCAGCUGAGCCACCACUUGUGCCAGUGGAGCUGGGGCUCUCCCACCCUGGGCUGCAGCUGCCACCGGUUUCUUCUAGUGACACACAGGCAAGCUGCGCGAUUUGAGAGCUGUCCCGUUUCUUUCUUCUUCAUGGGAAAAAAAAAUCGAGCUGUUGUAUGGAAUGCUUGAGGUCAGGAUGAUGUAUCCAAAGCGUUUUUGGUGUGUCUCUUCCAUAUGCUGUGCUGCCAUAUGUAUACAGCGAGCUGUUUGAAAAGUGGAGACGGCCAAGCCUUGCCAUCUGUAGAGCAAGAUUUUAAUGCUUAAAGCAAAGCCCUGGGAUGAAAACGUUUUAGCGUGGUCCUUGGAAACGUUUGUCUUUUCCACCUGGGCUUACUGUGACCCUGUGACCUCGCUGCUCUCUCUGUACAACGUUCUGCAGUGUGCACUCAGCUGUGUACAUGUCUUGGCAAGUUCUUCAUUUCACACCUGUGAUCUGUAUGAGAAGGAAACACAUAGUUUUUCAAGCAAAUACGCUGUUUUAGAUAAAGCUGAAAUUUUAUCUGAGAACUUGGGUCGAUUGAAGAAACAGGGUAUUGCUGUGUGUGGAACUACAUUGUUUUAACUUCAGAGCUCAUAUUGGCCAAAGCAUUCAAGAAUGAAACCAACUGUUAGUAACAGUGUUUUUGAAGUGUGGGAAAAGGGGCUUGCAGAGGAGGGGCAGUACCAUUUUGUUGACAAUUUCAUGUGAAUUAAGGUGAAGGCUGAGGGGAAAGUACAAGAAACAAAGAGACUUUUUUUUUUUCUACCUGGUAUUUCUCUUGCACCAUAUAGUUAUAGUGUAUUUCCAAAUCUCUGUGAAUUAAUUUAAGCCAUAUUCUAGAAAGAGUUUGUGGGUUUGUUUGCUUUGAUGCUGAUUUCUCUGUUAUGAUUUUGUUGUUCUGUUCCAUAACACUAGAGUACUCCAGGCUUAAGUGGCCUUGUAUGAUAAAUUUACAAGGUUUUAUAGAAAAUAUGGGCAACAUCAUAAUUUUUUGUCCUCAGUAAUUCAUCUCUUCUGGAUUUUAAUCCAUUUUGUGCCAGAGAAAUCAGACAUUUGCCUCAAAGAAGUCAGUUAUUAGAAAAUUAUCUGUAUGCUCUUGGUAUCACUCACUGUCCUGUCUCUGCUUUAAGAUAUACUUCCUCAGUGUUUGAAUGCUCUUUAAUUAUGGAUUGUUUUGUUGGCUAUGGCAGUGUUUGUAAUGCACCUGGAAUAUUGUCAACCUGUCAGAAUAUUUUGAAUAAAAAAAUAAUUUUAUCAUGGUGUUUGUACCGGUAGUUAUUAUGAAUGUAUUUCUGUUAAUUUAAAAUGUAGCUUGAGAGACAGUAGUAUUUUUUUGUUGGAAGUUCUGUAAAUAAAGCUUACUGUAGAGGUGUUGGAGCAUAGUACCAGCUGUGAGUCUUAAGCCUGCAAAGCCCUUAUAUUGACAUUGUUGUUGCACAUUUUAGACUUGGUGUCUUGUAUGUGAUCCGAUUGUUUUCAGUUACAGCUGGAGAUGUAUUCACAGAAAUCAUUCAACAGAAUAUGGAAUUAAUCAGGAGAUGAAGAGGGAGACACUGGUCACUGAGCUGGUACACUGCCAUCAGUCUCCCUUCCUGACAGCAAUGCCCCUUUUGUUCUCUGGCUGCAGUGUACAGGACAGGCAACCAUUGUGUGGAAAUCUUCAUGGGAAUGGUGACAAGGCUUGUAGGUAUUUCUGUCCCAAAAAAUGGAGGGUUGGUCCCUGCCCUGGACUGGUGUGGUGUAGCUGGGUGCUGGGGAUGCUGAGGAAACCUGUCAUUUGAUUUUAAGCAAUAAGACUUGGGUUUAGCAAAGCUGACUGUCAAAAGGGAAGACUCAUGCAGCAUUGUCACUCUUGGACUCUGAGAAUAUAUGCUUUUGAAGCCUUUCUACCUAGGUGACAUGAGAAGUGUGUAUAGGCUUACUUAAGGAGAGCUUGAUUUGUAUAAAGUUUUAUAAAAAAGUAUAUACAUAUAUGGUAUUUUUGGAUAUGGGUGAAAUUUGUUGCAUAAAUUACAUUGGAAUUUAUUAUAUCGCUAUGAAAUGUUUAAAAUAUUUUAAUCAAUUUGUUUUAUGAACUAAACUGGAGACUUGGCUUGUGGUUGUGA